Molecule: messenger RNA, 1568 nt
Organism: Diaporthe batatas
Lineage: Eukaryota; Fungi; Ascomycota; Sordariomycetes; Diaporthales; Diaporthaceae
Exons: 1
Coding region: 238-1266 (342 amino acids)
Biological process (GO): translation
Cellular component (GO): mitochondrial large ribosomal subunit
Molecular function (GO): structural constituent of ribosome
Source: RefSeq, a predicted model, not a curated record
ACCUGGUACCGGUACCCAGUCUCCACCGGCUGGGCAGACGGGCCAGAAAUUUCGAAGACACGACCCUGGCUGCGAUUGCAUCGACACUCCCAAGAUUGACUGAGCUCUGAGCUCCAAGGCCGGCCAGUCUUCCAACCUGCCUCCUUCUCUUGUCUUGUCUGUUUUGUUUUGUCUUGUCUUGUCUUGCUCCGGCCGCGGCCAGUCCUUGUCUUCGGGCGCACGCAUCUCGCCUCCAGCAUGCCGCCCAGGGUGCAGUGUCAAGCCUCGACGAGGCUUGCCGCCUCUGCGUGGAGGUGCAACGUGCACACACCGCGCCGUUGCAGCGCGCCGGUGUGGGCGCCCUCCUCCGCCGUCGCCAUAGCCCCGAGGCAGUAUGCCACAGCGGCCCCGAUAGCCUCGAUGCUGAGGCUGCCCGAUGACUACGUCCCUCCAACCAAGCCUCUCAGCGCCAGGCGCUCCGAGGAGCGCAAGGCCCAGCUUCUGCGCACCUACACAUCUCUCCUCCGGUCCACGCCUCUGAUGCUCAUGUUCCAACACAACAACCUCACAGCCGCCGAGUGGGCAGCCAUACGCCGCGAGCUGAGGGCCGCCCUGGCCGCCGUGCCGCCUGCCCCAGCAGCCCCCGACGGCCAGCUGCCCGUCGACAUCACGCCCAACAUCCUCCUGCAGGUCAUACGCACGCGCACCUUUGACCAAGCCCUCAAGGUUGUUGAGUUCUUCGACCCGGCCGCUGUCGGCAAGUCCCACGCUGCGGGCGCCAAGGAAAGCUACACCCACGACCUGUCCAUGGCGGCAUACAACGCAGUCAAGGCCACCGAGGGUGCCAUUCCCGAGGACUCCACCUACGCCCAGCUGGCGCCGCUGAUGGUCGGCCAGGUGGCACUCCUCACCUUCCCGGCCGUGUCACCACAACACCUGGCCGCAGCGCUGUCCAUACUGUCGCCUAGCCCGCCCGCGUUCCCCGCCCCUACGCGGAAGAAGAACCCGGGCUACCACGAUCUCACGACACAAAGCGGCUUGCAAAAGCUGCUUCUCAUCGGCGGCAGGAUUGAAGGCAAGGUCUUUGACUCGGAAGGCGUGAGAUGGGUGGGCGGCAUCGAUGGCGGCCUGGACGGCUUGCGUGCACAGCUCGUGGCCAUGUUGCAGAGCGCAGGCCUGGGUCUCACAACCGCGCUGGAGGGCGCAUCGAAGAGCUUAUGGGUGACGAUGGAGUCACGGAGGACGAUGCUGGAGGAGGGCGAGAACGAUGACAACAAGAGCGAAUAGGACCUCGGUGGUGAGCGGUGAGCGGUGAGCGGUGAGCGGGAAACAGGUUUGGCGUCAACCAUCGCGAACACAACCACCUCGGCCGUGGGAGCUUGCGGUGCAUGAGGCUGGAGGAACAAUGUACCACUUAUUGCAUGUGCCAUAUGCAUCUGUACCUUGCCUCAAGAACUCGUUGGUUGAGAGGCCCGCAGGAGAACGGUCCAGGGGGUCCAGACUACUCUUGGGCAUUUCAACAUUGUGUUUCGGCAAACGAGCGAGGGGUGUACUAUUCAGGAGCUCAGACAACACGCCGACUCAUCCAA